Molecule: messenger RNA, 783 nt
Organism: Eruca vesicaria subsp. sativa (arugula)
Lineage: Eukaryota; Viridiplantae; Streptophyta; Magnoliopsida; Brassicales; Brassicaceae
Source: the annotation of a GenBank genome assembly
AUGAGACCGUUUUAUUUGAACGGGUCUGUGAACACGUAUCUUAGACCUAUUGAAGGACUGACGAUAAUGGUUAACCUGGACAAGAUGAAAGUAACGGAGUUUAAGGAUAGGUUCAGGAGUUCCUUGCCUAAGGCUAAUGGAACGGAGUUUCGUAUCUCGAAGCUAAAACCGCCGUUUGGUCCGCCGCUUCAAAACUCCAUCAUUUGUCAGCCUGAUGGGCCUGGGUUCAAUAUCGAUGGACACAAUGUCAGAUGGGCAAAUUGGGAGUUUCACAUGUCAUUUGACGUCCGAGCUGAUCUCGUCAUCUCUCUGGCGUCCAUUUUUGACAUGGACAUGAAUAAGUAUCGGCAAGUCCUAUAUAAAGGCCAUUUGUCAGAGAUAUUCGUACCCUACAUGGACCCAAUCAGUGAUGAUUGGUACUAUAUCACUUAUCUUGACUGUGGUGAUUUUGGUUGUGGCCAAUCCGCCGUGUCUCUUGAGCCGUAUACCGAUUGUCCCGUGAAUGCUGCUUUCAUGGACGGUGUUUUUGCAAGCCAAGAUGGAACUCCUACAAAAGUAUCCAAUGUCAUGUGCAUUUUUGAAAAAUAUACGGGAAACAUUAUGUGGCGACAUACCGAAGUUGAGAUUCCCGGGUUCAAGAUCACAGAGGUGAGACCGGACGUAAGUCUUGUAGUCCGGAUGGUCAUUACGGUUGGCAACUACGACUACAUAGUAGACUACGAGUUCAAACCUAGCGGUUCCAUCAAAGUAGGGGUAACGUAUUUAGAAAACUUUCCAUUUUAA